Molecule: messenger RNA, 3055 nt
Organism: Zingiber officinale
Lineage: Eukaryota; Viridiplantae; Streptophyta; Magnoliopsida; Zingiberales; Zingiberaceae
Product: E3 UFM1-protein ligase 1 homolog
Exons: 20
Coding region: 86-2548 (820 amino acids)
Biological process (GO): protein K69-linked ufmylation; response to endoplasmic reticulum stress; regulation of proteasomal ubiquitin-dependent protein catabolic process
Cellular component (GO): endoplasmic reticulum membrane
Molecular function (GO): UFM1 ligase activity
Source: RefSeq, a predicted model, not a curated record
CGAAGCGUUUCCUUUCUCCCUUCGGGUUUCGCCUCACUUUGACCUCACUUUCGCCCUCGAGCAGCGUAGCCUCGCGAAAUUGAAGAUGGACGCAGAGCUCCUCGAACUCCAGAGGCAGUUUGAGUCGGCGCAGCAGGCGAAGUCCAGCGUCCGCCUCUCGGAGCGGAACGUUGUCGAGUUAGUCCAGAAGCUCCACGAGCUUGGCAUCAUCGACUUCGUUCUCCUCCACACCGCCUCCGGCAAGGAAUACAUAACUUCUGAUCAGUUGAGGCUUGAGAUGGAGACGGAGAUCAAAAAGUUGGGACGGGUUUCCGUCAUUGAUCUCUCGGAUGUUAUUGGUGUGGAUUUGUACCAUAUCGAAACGCAAGCGCAGAAGAUUGUGAAAGAUGAUCCGCACCUUAUGCUGGUCAAUGGAGAGAUCAUUUCCCUCUCGUAUUGGGAUUCUGUGGCCGAAGAAAUAAACGAGAAGCUGCAGGAAUCUAGUCAGAUAUCCUUGGCAGAAAUUGCCGCUCACUUUCAAAUAGGUUCAGAGUUGGCGGUUUCUGUUCUUGAGCCCCGCCUUGGAACUCUUAUAAAAGGUAGAUUGGAAGGUGGACAGUUGUACACCCCAGCAUAUGUAUCACGCAUCACUGCUAUGGUCCGUGGUGCUUCAAGAGGUAUCACUGUUCCUACAAACUUGUCUACUGUAUGGAGUUCCUUGCAACAGCUGCUCCAAGAUACAGAUGGUCCUAGUGGUGUUUCUAUGGAUGGAACAUUUUUUCAGUCCUUAUUCAAUGGAUUAUUGAAGGAAGGUGAUAUUCUAGGAUCAUUACGGGCAGGAGUUCAAUGGACACCAUCUGUAUUUGCCCAUGCUCAAAGGGAAAGUGUAGAUUCUUUCUUCUCACAGAACUCCUACAUUGGCUAUGAGGUUCUACAUAAGCUUGCUAUUCCACAGCCUAGACAAUACUUGCAGUCCAGAUAUCCUGAAGGUAUUCCACUGGAUGUAGUUUUUGUUCAUCAAUCAGUGGUUGAAAUGUUAGAUGCUGCCAUUGAAGAUGCUGUAGAACAUGGAAACUGGAUUGAUGUACUUUCAGUUCUACCACCAUACGUUGGUGGGCAGGAUGUUCUGAAAAUUUUGUCACUUUGUUCAUCUUUGCAGAGAGCAACUAAGUCUUCACAAGCAAUUAUACUGGGCGAAUCUUGUGUUUUUAGCAGCAUCUUUGUCAAGGAUCUCUUUGAGCGAGUGGAAAAAGAAAUGGAUGAACUUUGUCAAGGGGUUGGCAGUAAUCUUUAUUCUGCUAGUUCGAUGAAGGUUGGAGUCAGUUCAGAUCCAAACAAUGAAUCAAAAGAGAGAGAUGAUGGCGGCAGCAAAUAUAAUGUUACAGAAAAAGGAGGAAAGAAGAAAAAAGGGAAAUCCACAGCAUCAGGAAAAACUGGGGCAACUGAAGACAAUCUUGACAGCCAGGAAAACCUUCCUGGUAAAUCAAAAAAAAAUCAACGAAAAAACAGGGAUACAGGGUCUUUGGAUGUAUUUGAUGUGAAAUCUGUUGCUAAAAAAGGUUCGAGUAAACUAACAGAGGAUAGUUUGAAUGUUCCUUCUGAAGAUUGGAUAAAGCAAAAGAUCUUGUUACUUGCUCCAGAUUUGGGAGAAUCAGGAGAUCCUGAGGAUUCACUUGCAUUGGUUAAACAUCUGUCGUCCCAUUUAAGGCCAAUGCUUGUCAACUCGUGGAUGAAAAGAAGAGAUACAAUUAUCUUAGAGAAUUCUGAAAAGAGGAGGAAGCUACUUGAUAAUCUGCAGAAGCAGCUAGAUGAGGUUUUCUUGGAUCUACAGCUUUACGAGAAAGCACUAGAGCUUUUUGAGGACGACCCUUCAGUUUCUGUAAUCUUACACAAGCAUUUGUUGAAGACUAUGGCUGCUCCCAUUGUUGACAAACUUUUGUAUACCCUAGAAAAAGAAAACAAUCUGAUGAAUGGCAUUAAUAUCGAGGAUUGCGAUAAUAUGGAAUCAGUAUCUCUCACUUGUGCAGAUCGUGUUUCUCUGGCAAAAGGGUUGCCAGCUUCUUUUGCAGUUAAGGCUCAAACAGCAGUAGAAGCACUUGAGGGAAAAAGAUUAGAUACAUUCAUCACCACAUUAAGAGAUUUGGUGGAAGAAAGUGGCCUACUAGUAAAGAAGCUUGAUAAAAAAUUGGAAAGGACACUAUUGCACUCUUAUCGUAAGGAUUUGACAUCACAAGUCUCUAUUGAAACUGACCCAGUUCAACUUUUGUCUAAGGUGGUUGCUUUGCUGUAUAUGCAGGUCUAUAAUAAAGCUCUUCAAGCUCCUGGAAGGGCCAUAUCUGCUGCUAUUUCCCGGCUGAAGUGUUCCAAAAUUUGGCAGGAGAAGUUACCGGAUUCUGCAUACAAGGACUUGAUGGAGUAUCAUAAGAUAACAGUGACUUUAUUGGCAUUGCAAUCUGCUGCUACUGGAGAUGAAGACGAUUGUUCAUAUGACAGGAUCCUAAGCCAACAGGAGUUACUAGAAAGCAAAAUGCCUGAACUGAAAGCAUUGGUCUUGGGCACCACAAACUAACUCCAUUGACAAAAAAUUAACGGAUGACCACCGUUAUUGUUUAACUUCCUUUGGAAGACGUUAUUUUACAUUUGGGCAACCAGUGAACCUGUCAGCUCUGAAAGUAACGGGGAGAACGAGUAAGUCGCAAGAAUUUGUGUCCAUUACCUAUAUUUAUUUACCUUGAAUCUUGUGAAGGGAUAUUGCUUCCAGAUUUUGUAGUAUUCCUUUCCAAACAAAGAACUGCCCAGAAGAUUUCUCAUUGUUUUUCAUAUUUAUGAAACUAAAGUAAUCCGGAUCUGUAAAUGCGGACAUUGAGUGGAAUUUUGCAUAGGAACAUUUAGUUCUAGUUCGUUCUGGAGUUGUAAGCAGGCCUGAAAUAAGCUUGAGAUGUUGCUUGAUUAGCAAACUUUUAUUUUCAGUUAUUGUUGGAUUGUAUUAUCCCCCCCUAGAAUAACAAAAGUUAAAAAAUGUGGAUAGUUGUCAAAAUAUUCAUUUUGAUUGCAAUAUUUCAAAUGGCACACUAAA